AUGGUGCGGACCCUAGCAACAGUGUUCCGAUUCGCGUCCAACUGCCGGCGACUGCAAGGAUCAACGUUCCCCGCCGUGGAUGUGCCGUUGCGACAGGAGGAGUACCAGGCUGCAGAAACAGUUUUGUGGAAGGUGAUUCAGGCAGACGAGUUUGCCGACGAAGUGAGGACCCUGGUGAAGAACAAGGAUUCGACAGUACAUGAAAUGUCACUAGAGAGGUCGAGUAAGCUGUAUCGUCUUGCGCCGUUCCUGGAUGAGGAUGGUGUCGUGCGGAUGGAAGGUCGUACAGAAGCGGCGAAAUAUGCGGCAUUUGAUGCGAGGUUUCCGAUCAUUCUGCCGAAGGACCACGUGGUGACUCGAAGGUUAUUAGAACACUACCAUCGGCAGUAUGGGCACAGCAGCAGAGAAACCGUUGUAAACGAAGUUCGGCAGCGAUUCUACAUUCCGUGUCUCCGAGCGCUAGUAGAUCAAGUGAUGCGAGCCUGUGUGUGGUGCAAGAUUCAAAAGGCGAAACCAAUUGUUCCGAGAAUGGCACCCUUACCAGGGCAGCGUUUGGCGGCGAGGGUCGAUCCGUUUUCGUACGUCGGCAUAGACUAUUUUGGUCCACUGGAAGUGUCUAUUGGGCGAAUGAAGGAAAAGCGAUGGGUGGCACUUUUCACGUGCCUAACUGUGCGAGCGGUACAUUUGGAGGUGGCGUACAACUUGACGACUGAGUCGUGCAAAAUGGCGAUCAGGAGGUUCGUAAAGCGGCGUGGCAGUCCGAUCGAGAUCCUUUCGGAUAACGGCACGAACUUUGUCGGUGCCAGUCGAGAUCUGCUGAAGGAAAUAAAUCUAGCAUGUGCGGAUACCUUUACCGGUGCGAGGACUCGUUGGACUUUCAACCCACCGGCUGCCCCACACAUGGGAGGUGCGUGGGAGAGAAUGGUGCGCUCGGUGAAAGAGGCGCUAAAAACGUUCACAGAUGGUCGGAAGCUGACGGACGAGAUCCUGCAGACGGCACUGAUCGAGGCGGAGAACCUGAUCAACUCUCGUCCACUCACCUACGUGUCCACCAACGUGAAGGAAGACAAGGAAGCGUUGACGCCGAACCACUUUUUGCGUGGUCGUUCAUCGGUCGAGUGUCUGCCGUCGAGGAAUCCCAUUGACCUGGCCAACACGUUGCGUAGUAGCUACCAUCGCGCACAGUUCUUGGCGGAUGGAUUCUGGGAUCGUUGGCAGAGGGAAUACCUGCCGAUGUUAAACAAGAGGUCUAAGUGGUUCGUGGAUCAGCGACAAGUAGCGGUUGGAGAUUUGGUGUUCGUGGCAGAUGGAGAGAAGCGAAACGUCUGGGAGCGAGGCGUGGUGAAGAAGGUGUUCGUUGGGAGUGACGGAAGAGUCCGUUCAGCGUCCGUUCAGACAAGCAGAGGCGAGAAGGUCAGACCGGUAGCGAAGCUAGCCGUUCUGGAGGUCACUUCGAAGGAGUAA
This is a messenger RNA of Ochlerotatus camptorhynchus, 1464 nucleotides long. RefSeq lists its product as uncharacterized. Gene Ontology annotation, molecular function: nucleic acid binding. Lineage: Eukaryota; Metazoa; Arthropoda; Insecta; Diptera; Culicidae. The record is from RefSeq and is a predicted model, not a curated record. The transcript has a single exon. Gene Ontology annotation, biological process: DNA integration. Bases 1 to 1464 code for a protein of 487 amino acids.